GGCGCGGGCCCGCGAGGGUGGGGGCGGCCUUUGUCUGCGGCGGAGCGGUGCCGGGCAGCCGGACCGCGUGCUGUGCCCUCCCUCGCAGGGCGCCCGCGCCCGGCCCACUCCCCGGGUCCGCGGCGUAGCCGGGCUCUGGGCCCCGAGGCAGCGGGGGCCGCCACAAUCCAACCCCACCCUAAGCUUGUCGCCGAGGGGGCUGGGGGACAGUGGGACCUGCCCUCGCCUGGGAGGUCCUGGAGGAGGCUGUGAGCUUUCCCAUUUACUCCAGACUCGUGGGCUGCAAGAAAUCAGACCAUCCAGCUUGUAAGAGGCUCCUUGAGGACAGACACACAGCUUCGUCAUCUCUCAGGCCCCAGGGCCUGCCUACCAGAACUGUCAGAGGCUCCCAGUUACCUUCAGGAUAAACUUCAGACCUUUCAGCUUGUCUCUCCGUCUGGCUCCCGCCUCAGCCUUUACUCUCCCCACCAGCUGUCGUCUGGGCUCAAACUGAGCCAAACUGAUCUGUGCACAUUCUUGCCCUGGGCCGGCCAGCCUUGCCUCUACUUGCCACCUUGCUUCAUCUUCCUUGCAGGGGCAGCCUUCCACCACGGAGAGCCCAGCUGUCAGCUGCCUCUUGGGAAGAUGCUGUGUCGCUGGGCCAGCGCGGGUGUGGGCGUGCGUGUGCCCUUGGCCACGGCCCUGGCAGCGCUGUGGGUCUGUGUCACAGGUGCUUUGGAGGUCCAGGUCCCCGAGGAACCCGUGGUGGCCCUGGUGGGCGCCGAUGCCACCCUGCGCUGCUCCUUCUCACCUGAACCCGGCUUCAGCCUGGCGCAGCUCAACCUCAUCUGGCAGCUGACGGACACCAAACAGCUGGUACACAGCUUCGCCGAGGGCCGCGACCAGGGCAGCGCCUACGCCAACCGCACCGCGCUCUUCCCAGACCUGCUGGCCCAGGGCAACGCGUCGCUGAGGCUGCAGCGCGUGCGCGUGGCGGAUGAGGGCAGCUUCACCUGCUUUGUGAGCAUUCGGGACUUCGGCAGCGCAGCAGUCAGCCUGCAGGUGGCGGCUCCUUACUCGAAGCCCAGCAUGACCCUGGAGCCCAGCAAGGACCUGCGGCCCGGGGACACGGUGGCCAUCACGUGCUCCAGCUACCGGGGCUAUCCAGAGGCCGAGGUGCUGUGGCAGGACGGGCAGGGCGCACCCUUGACGGGCAACGUGACCACGUCGCAGAUGGCCAACGAGCAGGGCUUGUUCGACGUGCGCAGCGUCCUGAGGGUGGUGCUGGGCGCGAACGGCACGUACAGCUGCCUGGUGCGCAACCCCGUGCUGCGGCAGGACGCGCACGGCUCGGUCACCAUCAUACCCCACAGAAGCCCCAUAGGUGCCGUGGAGGUCCAGGUCCCCGAGGAACCCGUGGUGGCCCUGGUGGGCGCCGAUGCCACCCUGCGCUGCUCCUUCUCACCUGAACCCGGCUUCAGCCUGGCGCAGCUCAACCUCAUCUGGCAGCUGACGGACACCAAACAGCUGGUACACAGCUUCGCCGAGGGCCGCGACCAGGGCAGCGCCUACGCCAACCGCACCGCGCUCUUCCCAGACCUGCUGGCCCAGGGCAACGCGUCGCUGAGGCUGCAGCGCGUGCGCGUGGCGGAUGAGGGCAGCUUCACCUGCUUUGUGAGCAUUCGGGACUUCGGCAGCGCAGCAGUCAGCCUGCAGGUGGCGGCUCCUUACUCGAAGCCCAGCAUGACCCUGGAGCCCAGCAAGGACCUGCGGCCCGGGGACACGGUGACCAUCACGUGCUCCAGCUACCGGGGCUAUCCGGAGGCCGAGGUGCUGUGGCAGGACGGGCAGGGCGCACCCUUGACGGGCAACGUGACCACGUCGCAGAUGGCCAACGAGCAGGGCUUGUUCGACGUGCGCAGCGUCCUGAGGGUGGUGCUGGGCGCGAACGGCACGUACAGCUGCCUGGUGCGCAACCCCGUGCUGCGGCAGGACGCGCACGGCUCGGUCACCAUCACAGGGCAGCCCAUGACCUUCCCCCCUGAGGCCCUGUGGGUGACCGUGGGGCUCUCUGUCUGUCUCGUUGCACUGCUGGUGGCCCUGGCCUUCGUGUGCUGGAGAAAGAUCAAGCAGAGCUGUGAGGAGGAGAAUGCAGGUGCUGAGGACCAGGAUGGCGAUGGAGAAGGAUCCAAGACUGCCCUGCGGCCUCUGAAACACUCUGAAAGCAAAGAAGAUGAUGGACAAGAAAUAGCCUGACCACGCGGGCCAGGGAGCUGCUGCUGUGGCGUGGGGUCUUCGUGUGAGCCCUGCCCUCAACAGACAGCUCCCACUCCAGCAGGUCUGCUCAUUCUCCGAAGGACAGAGAGACCUCCCCGCAGCCUUCUUUCUCCGAUGGAUGUGAUUCCCAAGUCAUCCUGCUGCCUUACUUCUCCGGUGACACGAUGCAUAAACCAUCCUGCUGUCUAGUUUCUUACGGACACCACCCCACCGCCUUAUUUCUCCACGGAUAUGCUGCACGGACCAUCUGGCUGCCUCUUUUUCUCCAAAGGACUCAAUAUUCAGACUGAUCCUCUGCCUUAUUUCUCCAAUGACAGGAUACACAGUCACCCCUGGCCUUCUUUCUCCAGUGGCCCUGAUACACUAGUUUUCAUUUCUCAGCCUUUUCUUCCACCCUCCCCCACCUCGGGCUCCCUGUAAGCCCAUCUCAGACAGGGACACUGCAGCUUCAGCAUCUCCUCGAGUCCACAGGCAUCUCCCCUCCCACCUCCCCUUCCUCUGGCCCCAGCGUGAGCCUUUUCCCUCCCUCACUAAGUGAAGACAGGGCCCUUCCCCCAGGCCCGCAGAGGCACACAGGUGCAUGUGCUGGAACACGUGCCAGGACAAGUAGGGACCUCCCUUGGCCCAGUCUCUCCCGUGGUGCCCUGGGCUGUGCCCUGGGAACUGCCUCCCCACGGAAAGCACGUGCUGGUCACACUGGGUGUCCGGGUGUCUAUGUGGGCCCCCUGGGGGCCAGCCCCUAGCCCCCUGCUUUGCCCUCCUGUCCUUUUGUUCACCCAUUCUAGUCAUGUUCAUUAAGCAUCCAUAGGGUGUCAGCACUGCCUUAGGCACCUGGGACGCGGUGUGAGAAGAUAGGCCCCUCCUUUAAGGAGCUCGUCCUUCAACUAGGGACCUAUGAGGAGACAGAUACCUGCCCGCUACAGUCUGUGGCUCUCGAGCAGGCUCCUGCCCUGCUCCCUACAGUACCCUUCUUCUGUGCCCACAGCCUGCUGGAUACCUCAUGCCCACUGCAUCCUCACUUCCUCCCCAGAGCAGGGGGUAGGGACAGCAACCUGGAGACGGGGCAGAGCCUCUUGCUACAGUCGGAGAAUCUAAUGGUUUCCGAAGUCUUUCCAGGUGGGAGCAGGUGGGUAGGCGGCCACGGUACCCUGUGAGAGCAGAAGUGUAGGGGAGGCCUGGGGACGGGGCAGGGCCAGGAGGCCACAAGGACGCAGCCCCUCACCCCCCCCCACCAUGGUGCUAUUCUGGAGCCGGGAGGAUACCUCCUGGCUUGUCUCUCACCGGCCCCCAGCCUCCAGAAUGCUUCUGAUGUCCUCCCGCUGACAUUUCUUCCUUCCCCCGGGAAUGGAAGAGGUGGCAUGUCUAAUUUAAAUGUGGGACUCUGAGGAAUUUUGUUAACUGGGGGUGUAUUUUGGGAAAAAUAAAUGGCUUUGUAGAAA
Lutra lutra (Eurasian river otter) is the source of this 3695-nucleotide messenger RNA. RefSeq names its product CD276 molecule (gene CD276). NCBI's taxonomy places the organism in Eukaryota, Metazoa, Chordata, Mammalia, Carnivora, Mustelidae. The record is from RefSeq and is a predicted model, not a curated record. Bases 625 to 2235 code for a protein of 536 amino acids. The transcript is spliced from 13 exons.